Molecule: messenger RNA, 1460 nt
Organism: Fusarium verticillioides 7600
Lineage: Eukaryota; Fungi; Ascomycota; Sordariomycetes; Hypocreales; Nectriaceae
Exons: 1
Coding region: 72-728 (218 amino acids)
Molecular function (GO): acyltransferase activity, transferring groups other than amino-acyl groups
Source: RefSeq, a predicted model, not a curated record
GCAGUGUCACAAUAUUUCUGAAUCAUCUUCAGUGCCCCCUCUCACUCACUGCAUCACUCACCAUCGCGAAGAUGCCUCUCCAGCUGCGCCCUGCUGUCCCAGAGGACAUCCCCGAGAUGUGCCAGGUCUACUACUCAGCUUUUGGUGACACCUAUAUCGGAAGCCGUGUCUUCACGUCCGACAUCGAUGCCUCAAAUCGCUUCUUUCAGAAGGCCUUUAUGGAUGAUAUUGCAGACCCUUUGUGUGAAUUGCUCGUUGUUACGCACAAAUCCUCCCCAGGCUCAAAAGACGAAAAGGUAGUCUCGCUAGCAAAAUGGGCCCUCCCGGGUGCCCCAAUCCAAGAUCCUCCACCAGCCGAAGCAUGGCCAGCAAACGGUGAUCUCGCAGUCGAGUUCUUUGGCGCUAUGACGAGAGGCCAUCGCAAGUUGAUAGGCGAUAGACCUCAUUAUUACCUUGAGCUUAUCUGCACGCACGAGAUUUGGCAAGGCAAAGGCGCGGGCACUCUACUUCUCCGCUGGGGCAUCGAGCGUGCAGACACAGAUGGUCUCCCAUGCUUUCUUGAGGCUACACCCAAGGGAAAGCUGGUGUACGAGAAGCUCGGAUUCAGGGUAAAAGCUGAGGAGGAGUUUAAGUGGUCGUUCGGAACGUUUGUGGAGACUUACAUGGAGCGUGAUGCAAAGAUCGAGAAACGGACAAUGACGCGGCCGAAAUCCAAGGAAUUCGCGUAGAUCUUUGUGUCACUGAAUGGAGAUUUGCGCGGGUUACAAACACUGACUGGACUGCUUUUCUGUCUCCCGCGCUGGUGGAUGGGUUCCUUGCAUCUUCAACUCCCAACUGCGAAAUGAUACACAAUGUGCACCUGCGAAUGGAUACAUUAUGCCUGCGGGCACGAAGAAAAAGCCCGAUAUAUCGACUGCACGACGAGAAAAGAAAUCGCCAACAGCUCAGAAUGCUCAUGCGGGAGUGUUGACUUUACCGUUACUCGAUCGCUACGGCCAUGCGGAAAGGCCGGAUGUGCAUAUAAAGAAUGCAUGAUGAGAGGAUGGGUGUGUUGCAGAUGUGGCAAGGGACCUAAUGAGGGUCAUGUUUGCAAGCAGGAUGUCAAGCCAUGGCGCUGGGAUUACUUUGAGUGUGGGCAUGAUUUCUGCAAGGACUGCAGACCAUGGAGGGGAGAACAACAAAAUGGACAUCAUGGGGGUCAUUCGAGAAGAGGAUCGAAGGAGAUGAUUCGAAAGGGGCUGCACGUUAUCACUGGAAGGACAGAGAGAGUUUGACGAUGUCACGACGUCUACGGAGUAUGGCCUGAGGGAAAGCUCUAGAGCAGAAUCUGCAUAUUAAGUUUGCAAAUGAUACCAUCCUAGGAAAGAAAACUCAGGAUCUUAACCCCAAGUAAUAAAAAUAUCUAAGUAAAUUUAAUCUAAAUUUAGGGGAAUUCUUACUUAAAUUUAUUUUAAUACCCU